AUGGAGAUGGUCCUCAUCUUCACCUUCUGCCUGAUUCUAGUUGGUACUGAUGCUGUAACUACAGUAACUGGAUACAGAGGACGAUCAGUUCAGAUUAAAUGUCCCUACACAUCUGGAUAUGAAAAGAACAACAAGUAUCUCUGCAAAGGUAAAUGUCCCUAUGUUGGGUAUAGAGACGUUCCUGUUCAGUCUGGAUCUUCUGCUAAAGACUCCAGAUUCUCUCUGUAUGACGACACAACAGCCAAAGUCUUCACCGUCAACAUCACUGAUCUGAGACCAGAGGAUGAAGGAACUUACUGGUGUGGGAUAGAUCAGACAGGGCGUGAUAAAUUCACAGAGAUUCUACUGCUGGUUAAAACAGAUGACACAUACAUCACACACAUCACACACUUUACUUUAACACAUUCCAUGAGUCCAUCAGUACAUGCUGAGAACACACCCUCAACAACAGGAUUUCCAACAUCCAUUCUCAUCAUUACUGUGUCUGUGGUUCUGAUUCUCUUUGCUCUUAUAUUGACUGUCACGCUACAGAGAAAGAAGAAGACUCGAGGCUCUGAAACAGUGACACAAUCUCCCAGAGAGACAAAUGAAGAUUAUGAAAAUAAUCAAAAUGUUCAUCCUGUUAAUGGAAGAGAAAAUGUCACUUUAUCUGAAUCUGUCUACCAGAGUCUGAACCCAGCCACCAACCAAUCAGAUUCAGUCUACCAGGGUCUGAACCUAACUAAUAACCAAUCAGAUUCAGUCUACCAGAGUCUAAACUUAACUAAUAACCAAUCAGAUUCAGUCUACCAGACUUUGACUGUUACUAGCAACUGAUGAGACUCAAGACGCCUCUGCUCACCAUCAAAGAGGGUCAGGAUUCAAAAGUAAAAGUAGCAGUGUUUAUUGUGCCUGCAAAAUCCAUAAUAAUGUUCUGAGGAUUAUUAACCUUAAUUGUUUUCCUUUUUUUUGCAUUGCUUCAUAUAAUAAUAAUAAUAAUAAUAAUAAUAAUAAUAACAAAGGAUCUUCAACCUGCAGUCUAAAUUUUACAUGUGUUGCCAAGUCUGCAUGUACUUCUGCUCUAGAUACAAAUUAUUAUUAUUAUUAUUAUUAUUAUUAUUAUUAUUAAACACCUUGCUUGUAGUUUGUCCAAAAAACAUUAACACAAGUACUAUAUUAGUUUCUAUUUUAUAUUUUUUACACCUUUUAUUUGUAUACUUGGCUUAUGAAUGUAAAGCUGUUUGAACACCUUCAUGA
Messenger RNA from Clarias gariepinus (North African catfish), 1236 nucleotides. Its product is annotated as CMRF35-like molecule 9. Lineage: Eukaryota; Metazoa; Chordata; Actinopteri; Siluriformes; Clariidae. The transcript has 6 exons. The record is from RefSeq and is a predicted model, not a curated record. Bases 1 to 816 code for a protein of 271 amino acids.